This is a messenger RNA of Fusarium odoratissimum NRRL 54006, 729 nucleotides long. RefSeq lists its product as uncharacterized. The record is from RefSeq and is a predicted model, not a curated record. Bases 1 to 729 code for a protein of 242 amino acids. NCBI's taxonomy places the organism in Eukaryota, Fungi, Ascomycota, Sordariomycetes, Hypocreales, Nectriaceae. The transcript is spliced from 2 exons.
AUGAACGAGCUUGGGAGAUUGAUGUUUGGAGGCUCGUCACGAUCUUUUACUCUUGAUGAGAUUGUCGGGAUCAAAAAGAAGCUUGAUGGUUGGAAAGACAGCCUACCGGAGUGUCUUCGGCCAAAGAACCUUGUCUUUCCACUUCAUUUAUCAUUGCAUGUUCAACAACCACUCAUGGGAUUCAUGCAGAUCGUCUUGAAGUCCGAGUAUAAGGACAGUUCUCAAAUCCUGGCGGCAUGUUCAGGGAAAGCACCUGAAACAGUCUUGAAUGAAGCCAAGAAAAUGCUUGAGACGAUCAUGAGAUUGUACUACACACGACGCAAUUUUGAGUUCUACGAUCCGUGGAUUGCUUUUGCUCUAACAGCCAUCGGUAAUGCGGUCGUAGCAGACUUAGCAGAAGGAAGCGACGACGAUCCACAAAUCUCAGCUGGCUACUGGUCUACCCUUUUCUUCGCAGCGCAGGGCUUGAACAAACAGUCCCGUAAUUAUCAUGUCAGUAGACUUUUGGCUAUUCAGCUUCAGAAAGCCAUGAAACCGGAGGAUCUGCAGUUGGUGCAAACUCAUGCCAUGGCUGCUCGUAUGGAGGAUGAUGAGCCGGUUCUUAUCGCAGAACAUUCGGAUAGUUUAUGGUCAAUUCCGGGACUAGCGAUAAUGAAUAUAGACCCAGAUAGGACUAGGCUGAAGAACGUGAUUGCCGGUGUUCAAGACCCUGAUAUGCAAUCUGUGUAG